AUGGGUUCCCGUUAUACGGCCACCUCGUUAGGUACCACAAAUUUCGAAUCUGUUGGCAGUGUGGUUGAUGAUCUGGUCUCAAAUCGGGCUGUGUGGCGCAAAAUCUGUUGCAUCAUUCUGUGUGUUCUGUUUGUGAUCGAUGCGUGGGCAGUGAUCGGAUUGCAUAUUCUCAAUUUCACUAAUCAGACCGCGUUGGAAGCGACCGUAUCCGUGGUUGUACUUAUUGUGGGACAAUACAUUGGUAUUUUUAAGACCUAUAUUCUCAACAUAAAUCUCGUCACGAUUAUGUACACUGGCAUCUUGAGUAGUAGUUUCAAGAAAGAUCGUCACUCAUACGCUGCAUGA
Molecule: messenger RNA, 345 nt
Organism: Echinostoma caproni
Lineage: Eukaryota; Metazoa; Platyhelminthes; Trematoda; Plagiorchiida; Echinostomatidae
Source: the annotation of a GenBank genome assembly